AUGGACUUGCUAGAUAAAUUAGAGGAUUAUUCCCCUAGUCAAUUUAAGCCUAAAUUAUAUCAAUCUAUCGAACAAAAUGAAAAUCAAGAAUCAGAUCAUCAUGAAUCAGAUGAAAGCGAACGCGAAUCAGAUCCACAACAAGAAAGGUCAACUUUAGGGUUCGAUUUUAAUAUAAGUUCAAUUACAGAAGCCAUUUCCAAAGAUAACUCAAAUAAUGAAGCUACUAAUGAUUUAAGUAUAUUGGAAAGAAUCAAGAGAAGGAUAAAUAAUGAAGAACGUGAAGAAGACGCGACUCAACAACUAGAAUCUGAAGAAUCCGGAACCGUCCAUGCUCACAAAUUACCCCAAUUGGAGAUUGAUGAAAGUGAUUUUCAAGUUCACAAUGGGUCCACUCAAAUGAUUGCUGAUAAAGUAACACAAGUUUUAAAUUCAGACAAAACCCAGGUGAUUAGAAAUGAUCGCACUCAAGUAAUCAAUAAUGUUGCUACUCAGCGAAUCAAUUACGGCUCCACUCAAGUCAUAAGAAAUCAAUCAACCCAAAUUAUCCCCACUAAGAACAUUAUGCAAGGAGAAGAUAUGCCAACUCAAGAAAUCAGCUCAUCGACCCAAGUAAUUAAUCAGCCAGGAGACAAUCUCUUCUGCUCAGAAAGUGAAGACGAAAACGACGAGGCUCCUCUCAGCAAAGAUCAAAGAGCUGCUAAAAUCCAACAAUUAAUUGAAAAGAGAAAACAGGAAAGAUUAGCCAAAGAACGUGAAGAACUCGAACAAGAUCUUACAAAGGAAUCUUUGACUGAUGAAGAAAACGACAUCAAUAACGAAGCCAAUGACACUGUUGUUUCUUCAACUGCUCGCGAAGGAGCUACUUCCAAAGAACUUGAAGUUGCUCAAGAAUUCUUAAAUAUCCAAAAAAGACAAAUCGAUAUUCGUCCUGAAUUUCAGACAAAGGUGGUUUUCACUAAAGAUAAAUUAUUGGAUGCAUUUUCCGACGAUGAUAAUGACCAUCAACCAAUACAAGAUAAACCCAAGCAUUCAGCGUCAUCUUCACUUGAUUUCCUAGAUUCAAGUCCCAUCACCUCGCCCGUUAAAGAAAGACCAGAAGACUUCUUGGAAAUCUUUAAGAAAAACGCAUUCAAGCCUGCCCAGCAAACCCAACUCAAGAAUCCAUUAGAAGUAUAUGCUGAAAAGCUUAAACAGAAACUAUUCAGCUCUCCAUCUAAUGAAAAGACUUUAAAAAUUGAUCUUGAUUCUGAUUCAGAUCUUGAAAUUAAUAAUACUUCAUCACCUACCAAAAGCACAUAUUCUCUCUAUCCCACAAAAUUCUCCAAUACUGGUGCUGAAUUGAAUCAUAUUCCAGAGUUAACAAAAGAUCAAAGACUUACUAUCAAACGAAAAUUCCUUAAAAAGAAAUAUGGAUCUAAGGACAACAAAACCAUCCCGGCAUCAAUCGUUCAACAAAACUUAAGUCAUGUGGCGCAGCCUAACCAAAAGAAAUUCUUGCAUACUUUACAAAAGCGAAACAUCGAUCAAUUGAAGAAUCAUAAAUUAAAUGAUCUGGAACAUGCGAUUUUGGAAGAAAUGGAGAAGGAUGAAGAAGUGAUGGGGUCAUUGUUGGAAAGAGAAAUGGAAAGAGUGAGGAAUAUUAGAUUGAGGGAGAAAAUGCACGAAAAGGCGAAAUUGGCAUUGGCUGGUAAGGCACUUGGUGGUGGAGGAGAUGGUGAGGAGAAUGAUGAGCAAGUUGGUGAAAAUGAUUUGGAAUCAGAAGUGCCUGACUCUGAUUAUGAUUCAGUUGAAGAUCAAGUAAGCGACGACGAAGGAGAUAAUGAGUUAGACGAAGACGAAGAAGAAGUUGACUCGCAUAAACGUAGUCGAAACGUAAUUAGUGAUGACGAAGAUGAAGAGCAGGAAAAUAAACCAAUUGGAAAUAAUCCUCGAAGUGAUGAUAGUUAUAUGUUUGGUGGUGGAAAUAGUGACGAUGAUCACAUAAGUCACGAUGAUGAUUACGUGACCACACAUCCUCGUCCAAUUAAUGACGAUAUCUAUACUAAUAAGGAUUCAGUUCAUUCAUACGAAACCACCACCCUCUUUCAGAAUUUGAAACCACGAGUUAAGAACGAGUUUGACGAUGGCGAUUCUCAAGAUACUCAAGAUGGACCUGUUGCUAUAGAGAGAGUGGUACCUGUCUUUAAGGAUAUUUCCAUAGUUGAAUCCCAAACUCAAGCCGAUACGCCUACUCAAGCCGACUCAACUACACAGCAAGAUUCUGUUUCAUAUUCUGCAACUCAAAUUAUCUCGGACAAAUCAACUCAGAAAGAUCAAGACAUGUUCCAAGAUGAUGAUGAUGAUAUAGUUACCCCAGCUGGUAUGAAGCGAGGACGUAAGCUAAUACGAAACAAAAACAUAGGUUCGCUUGCGCAAGUCAAAGAAGAACCCGUCGAUGAUGAAGAUGACCAAGAGGCAAUUCAGCAACGUAUUAAACAAUAUGAACAUAAAAUCAGAAAACGAGAAUUGAAACUUCGUAAACGCCGUAAGGAACUUGAACGUAAGGGACUUGGUAAUGUUCUUCAAGGAGAAGCUGAAGAAUCUGAAGAUGAAUGGAAAGGUCUCGGAGGUGCCGAUGGAGAAGAUUCCGAUGUGGCUAAUUCUGAAGAUGAACGUAUGAUUGAUAAUAACCUUGCGAUUGAUUUGAAAGAUGAAGAGAUUAGAAAGAAAUUUAUGGAGGAUUAUCAGAUCAAAGAUCAAAAGGAAUUAGAAAAAUUGUUGGAUGAUGUUAAGAAUCAUAGAUUAAUGAAAAGGGCGACGGUUAAUAAUGGAUUUGAUAUUGAAUUGAGCGAUGAAGAAGAUGAAUUGUUGGUUGCUUAUCGAAAACAGAAAUUGUUUGAACAACAACAGAGAUUGAUGGAGAAUAAGAAAUUACAAAGUUUGAGUAAGAAUGAAAGAUCAAAAGCAUUUUUUGCAUCCAUUCAAGAUUCGGAAUCGGUUAUCAGAAUAGACAGUGAAAGUGAACCAGAAUCGUUAGUUGAAACGAUAGCUCCUAAGGAAAAGACGAAACAAGAAAACGAAGAUGAGGAUUCUUUAGAAAACGAAGCUCCAGUUAAGAAAACCAUCAAACUUGAAGAAUCAUUUGUUCAGAAACAAUUAUCUUUCCUUAAUAAUGCUACUGACGACUAUGAAUACGAAAGAUUACAACAUGUUUCAAAGAUCCAGCAUGGUUUUGAUUCCGAAGAAGAAAUAAUUGAAGAUAUCCAAGUCUUGAAAUCUCGUUCCAUUAGUAAUUUAACAAAAGGAAGCAGAUCUGAAAGUCCUGCUAUUGAUCUUGAAGAAGAGUCCUCCAAGAAGAGGGAUUUGGAAGAUACUGAUGUCGAUGAGGAAGAUGUCGAAUUCAUGCCUGCUUUUAAGAAACCAUCAAUUGUUAAAUCAUUUAGAUCAUUCCAAGAACAACAGGGUGUUUCUAUCAAGGAUGGAAAACAGCAUUUCUCAGGUGUGACUGUGAGUAAGCAGUAUAAAGUUGUUUCUGGAUCCAAGGCAUCUAUUAGUUAUUUGGCCAAGAAUGCUCAGACGAAGGUUAAGAGUUUGAAAGAGAAGAAUAUAGAAAGAAGUCUUCAAAAUUCCAAGAAUCAAAAUAAGGGCUUAUUUAAAAGUUCUGGAUUUGAAUAG
This is a messenger RNA of Hemisphaericaspora subhashii, 3654 nucleotides long. RefSeq names its product chromatin-modulating protein (gene GIN1). The transcript has a single exon. Gene Ontology annotation, molecular function: anaphase-promoting complex binding. Bases 1 to 3654 code for a protein of 1217 amino acids. The record is from RefSeq and is a predicted model, not a curated record. NCBI's taxonomy places the organism in Eukaryota, Fungi, Ascomycota, Pichiomycetes, Serinales, Debaryomycetaceae. Gene Ontology annotation, biological process: mitotic G2 DNA damage checkpoint signaling; activation of protein kinase activity; mitotic DNA replication checkpoint signaling.